AAGCGGAAGGGAAAAGAUGGCGGCGCCGAGUGUCCCCACGCCGUUGUACGGGCACGUGGGUCGCGGAGCCUUCCGCGACGUGUACGAGCCAGCGGAGGACACGUUCCUGUUACUGGACGCGCUCGAGGCGGCGGCGGCCGAGCUAGCAGGAGUGGAAAUAUGCCUUGAAGUAGGAGCAGGGUCUGGUGUGGUGUCUGCAUUCCUGGCCUCCAUGAUAGGUCCUCAGGCCUUAUACAUGUGCACUGAUAUCAACCCUGAGGCAGCCGCGUGUACCUUGGAAACAGCACGCUGUAACAGAGUCCACGUUCAGCCAGUGAUCACAGAUUUGGUGCACGGCUUGCUGCCCAGGCUGAAGGGGAAAGUAGACCUGCUGGUGUUUAACCCCCCCUACGUAGUGACUCCGCCUGAAGAGGUAGGAAGUCGUGGAAUAGAAGCAGCGUGGGCUGGCGGCAGAAACGGCCGGGAAGUCAUGGACAGGUUCUUCCCACUGGCUCCCGAGCUCCUCUCCCCAAGAGGGCUGUUCUACUUAGUUACCAUAAAAGAAAACAAUCCAGAGGAAAUCUUUAAAACAAUGAAGACACGAGGUCUGCAAGGGACCACAGCACUUUGCAGGCAAGCAGGCCAAGAAGCCCUGUCAGUCCUCAGGUUCAGCAAGUCCUAGUGUCCUGAA
Molecule: messenger RNA, 670 nt
Organism: Mus caroli (Ryukyu mouse)
Lineage: Eukaryota; Metazoa; Chordata; Mammalia; Rodentia; Muridae
Gene: Hemk2
Product: HemK methyltransferase 2, ETF1 glutamine and histone H4 lysine
Biological process (GO): methylation
Cellular component (GO): eRF1 methyltransferase complex
Molecular function (GO): S-adenosylmethionine-dependent methyltransferase activity; nucleic acid binding; protein methyltransferase activity
Source: RefSeq, a predicted model, not a curated record